This is a messenger RNA of Penicillium egyptiacum, 1053 nucleotides long. The record is from the annotation of a GenBank genome assembly. NCBI's taxonomy places the organism in Eukaryota, Fungi, Ascomycota, Eurotiomycetes, Eurotiales, Aspergillaceae.
AUGCAAGCCUCCAUACGCUGUACGACAGGACGGCUGAACGGUAGGACGGCUGAACGACAUGACGGCCGAACGACAGGACACAUCACACACUGCCCAAAUCACCAAAUAAAGACAGAAAAAAAAAGUGCCGAUCAAAGUGAACAAUAUAAAUACAGGGUAGCGAUGUCUCAUAUUUCAUAUCUCAUAAUUCUCUUUUAUUCUUACCUAACCCCCUUCUUCUCACCCGACUACUCACUCUCAGUCAUGUCAGCUGUAUCAGAGCCCGUCGCCAUCAUCACCGGUGCUGCCUCGGGCAUUGGACUCGCUUUGGUAAAGCACCUCAUUGCUAAGGGCUGGCGGGUGGUCAUGGCCGAUAUCAACGAUGUGGCUGGCCUGCAGGCUGCUCAAGACCUAGGGAGUGAUCGCGUCGUCUUCCACAAAACUGACGUGGGUUCAUGGAGCGAUCAAGUAUCUCUAUUCCAGCGCGCAUGGCAAUGGAGUGGAAUGGGACGACUCGAUCUGCUAGUUGCUAACGCUGGUAUCUUUCGGCCCGAUGAUAUUUGUGACACAGGCAGUGACGACACGCCCAAAGAACCAGCGUUAGAAGUUUUGAAGGUCGACCUCUUCUCGGUCUUCUACGGGCUAAAGCUCUUUGUGCAUUACUCAAAGAAAAAUCCUCAGCCUAGUGGAAAGGUUGUGGUAACUAGUUCCCCAACUGGUAUCUAUCCUUUCCCCUUCGGUCCCGAAUACUGCAGUGCAAAGCACGGAGUGAUUGGCCUCGUCCGCUCUAUGGGUCCCCGCCUUCAAAAACAAGGCAUAUAUAUCAACGCGGUUCUCCCUGGUUUCGUGCUCACGGGCGCGACUCCAGCUGCGGUUAGCAGUCUGGUGCCUGAAGACUACCUAACUUCGCUUGGUGCCGUUUGCAAAGCAUAUGACAUGUUUGUGGAUGACUUCACUCAUUUCGGACAAUGCCUCGAGGUCUCGGUAGACAAGGUUUAUUUUAGCAACCCUCCUGCGUACUGCGACGAGGCCCAGGCUUUUAUCACGAGUGAGGUGUGGACAAAGUUAGAUUGA